AUGGUGUUGUGCAAUAUGAAACUGCUGUUGCUGCCACGGACCGUCCAUUACAGUACCGUGUCCGGAAGCCGUAGAGGAUUGGCCACACUAGUCCAAAGCCACUGCGCUACUUGCUAUCAUAGUAAAACAACACUCAGUACUGUUUCUUACAAUCAUUAUAUCCUGCGUUCGAUUACUCUUCGCAGCAGUGAACCGUUGCUGGCAAGUAAACGUACCAUCAGUCCGGAAGAUGAUGAAGCUUCCAACUCACCGGUGAAAGUUAUGAAAAAAGCAAAACGAUCGCGGGUCGUGUCGAGCAGCAGCAGCAGCGAGGAUGAACAAGAUAACAAAACAUCCUUGAAAGGGUAUGAAUCGAGCUCAAAGAAGACACCUUCUCCGAAGCGUGUCAAAGAGGAACCGAGCUCAAAUGGUAAGGCCGUAAAAAAGGAACCUAAAUCGAAAGCAACCCCGAAGAAGGAAACGGAUAGCGCCAAAAACAAAAAAGUCUCACCCAAAACGAAAUCCAAGUCACCCGUUAGCGUAAAGAAGGAGGAAAGUCCAUCACCUAGCAAGGAGGAGUCUCCGCCGAAGAAAGGUGACCCAUCCAAACCGGCAGCUAAUGCUUCGAAUGGAGGAUCCACCGGAGCAGCACGAUCGUUUUUCUUCUCAAUUAAAAAGCAACCGAACGAAGGUGCCGACAGUGCGACCGAUGGAGAAGCGCCAACAGGUGAUGGAUCGAAGUAUGAUCCGUCGAAGAAAAAUUACCAUCCAUUGAAGGACGCAUUUUGGAAGAAGGGUGAUCGCGUUCCUUAUCUGGCACUGGCACGCACCUUUCAAAUGAUCGAGGAAACAAGCGGCCGGCUCCGGAUGAUCGAGAUACUGGCGAACUAUUUCCGCUCGGUAAUAUUGCUCAGCCCGAAGGACUUGCUGGCCAGCGUCUAUCUCUGCCUGAAUCAGCUCGCCCCCGCCUACGAAGGCGUUGAGCUUGGGAUAGCAGAAUUUUCCCUGAUGAAAGCAAUCGCUCAAAGUACCGGUCGCAGUUUGGCGCAGAUAAAGGCGGACGCACAGACAACGGGUGAUUUGGGACUUGUUGCGGAACAAUCCAAAAGUAGCCAGCAUCUAAUGUUCCGGCCGGCACCGCUAACGGUGGAGGUCGUGUUUGGCAAGUUGCGCGAGAUCGCUUCCAUGACCGGAUCGACCUCGAUGGCGAAGAAAAUGGACAAGAUCCAGUCGAUGUUUGUCGCCUGCCGACAUUCGGAGUCUCGCUAUGUCAUUCGCUCGUUGGCAGGCAAGCUACGGAUUGGUAUAGCGGAACAAUCAUUGCUCCAGGCACUGGCACAGGCUUGUGCACUAACACCACCACACAAGGACCCACCGGUGGUGAAUGUUCUGGCGGGUGAGUCGGAAACGCGUGUUAAAGCACGUAUAGAAGAGGUAGCACUUGCUCUGAAGACGGUUUAUUGUCAGUUUCCGAACUACAAUCGAAUCGUUCCGGUGUUGCUUCAGCACGGUAUCAAGAAGCUAAGCGAGCAUUGUCCCAUGGAACCGGGAACUCCCCUAAAGCCCAUGCUCGCCCAUCCUACCAAAGGUGUGCAGGAAGUGCUGCAACGGUUUGAUGGUAUUGAUUUCACCUGCGAAUGGAAGUACGAUGGUGAGCGAGCUCAAAUCCAUCUACUUUCCGAUGGAAGCGUUCAAAUCUUUAGUCGAAAUCAGGAAAACAACACAACCAAAUAUCCGGACAUCAUUGCACGGUUAGAGUUUACGCGCACGGAACCCGUAAGGAGCGCCAUCUUGGAUUGUGAAGCUGUCGCGUGGGACGUGGAUAAGCAGCAAAUUCUUCCGUUCCAGGUGCUGAGCACUCGAAAGCGCAAGGAUGCAAAUGAAGCGGACAUUAAGGUGCAGGUGUGUGUGUUUAUGUUCGAUCUGCUCUAUCUAAAUGGUGAACCACUCGUCGAGCGACCGUUUGUCGAACGGCGCGAUUUACUGUACAAACAUUUUCGCGAAAUUGAAGGCCAAUGGAAGUACGCAACCCGACUCGAUACGAGCGAUCUGGACGAGUUGCAGCACUUUCUGGAUGAAGCUGUACGGGGCAAUUGCGAGGGCCUGAUGGUAAAAACCCUAGCACGUGAAGCAACGUACGAAAUCGCCAAACGAUCCCGCAACUGGUUGAAGCUAAAGAAAGACUAUCUGUCCGGGGUGGGCGAUUCGCUCGAUUUGGUCGUUAUCGGGGGUUAUCGGGGACGUGGAAAGCGUACCGGAACGUACGGAGGAUUUCUGCUGGCCUGCUACGACGAUGAGAAUGAAGAGUAUCAAACGAUCUGCAAGAUCGGUACCGGAUUUUCCGACGAUGAUCUACAGCGUCAUACGGAAUUUUUCCGGUCGCAUAUUAUACCGCAAGCGAAACCCUACUACCGGCACGAAGCGAACGUUGUGCCGGACGAUUGGUUUGAAGCGGUGCAGGUGUGGGAAGUGCUGUGUGCCGAUCUGUCCCUCAGUCCGGUGCAUAGGGCCGGGAUUGGAAUUAUCGAUCCGGAGAAGGGUAUUUCGCUACGGUUUCCGCGCUUUAUACGUGUGCGGGAAGAUAAAGGUGCGACGGAUGCAACAAACGCACGGCAGGUUUCGGAGAUGUAUCUAAACCAGGAUCAGAUUAAAAAUCAAACAGGCGGUGGUGCACGGGAUGCGGAGGAAGAUUUUUACUGAGAAGCGAGGUGCAGGAA
Molecule: messenger RNA, 2696 nt
Organism: Anopheles maculipalpis
Lineage: Eukaryota; Metazoa; Arthropoda; Insecta; Diptera; Culicidae
Gene: DNAlig1
Product: DNA ligase 1
Exons: 4
Coding region: 1-2679 (892 amino acids)
Biological process (GO): DNA recombination; DNA biosynthetic process; lagging strand elongation
Cellular component (GO): mitochondrion; nucleus
Molecular function (GO): DNA binding; ATP binding; DNA ligase (ATP) activity
Source: RefSeq, a predicted model, not a curated record